AUGGCUCCUAGUUCUGCAGACCGAUCGUUGGAGGAAACACCGACAUGGGCUGUGGCCGUGGUUUGUGCUGUUUUUGUGAUCAUUUCUAUACUAAUAGAACAUGGAAUUCAUUCUCUUGGAAAGUGGUUUCAGAAACGUCAGAACAAAGCAAUGAUCGAAGCCUUGGAGAAAAUUAAAGCUGAGCUGAUGUUAUUGGGUUUCAUAUCUCUACUGCUUACUGUGGGGACGAAAUAUAUAACGAAGAUAUGCAUCACUCGCAAACUUGGAGACACCAUGCUUCCAUGUAGGAAGAACAAGACAAAGAAUGGAGACUAUGGUGAUGGUGACGGUGACUAUGACGGUGAUAAAGGAGAUGGCCGGAGAAGAUUACUGCUUUCAUAUGCUGAAGAUAUUGUAUUGCGUCGAGUUUUGGCAGCUGCUAACUAUAAGGACUAUUGUGCUAGCAAGGGCAAGGUAUCACUAAUAUCAUAUUCAGGGGUUCACCAGUUGCACAUAUUUAUAUUCGUCCUCGCCGUAUUUCACGUCCUCUACAGCGUCAUUAUCAUGGCUCUCGGGCAAGCCAAAAUGAAGAAAUGGAAGUCUUGGGAACUGGAAACCACUUCGUUGGAGUACCAAUUCACUAAUGAUCCUGCAAGGUUCAGAUUUACUCAUCAAACUUCUUUCGUGAGGCGCCAUGGUGGACUUUCCCGAACACCUGGAAUCAGAUGGAUUGUGGCAUUUUUCAGGCAAUUCUUUGGUUCAAUAACCAGGGUGGAUUACUUGGCUAUGCGCCAUGGAUUUAUUAAUGCUCAUUUAGCGCCAAAUAGCAAGUUCGACUUUCAUAAAUACAUUAAGAGAUCCAUGGAAGACGACUUCAAGGUGGUGGUGGGUAUAAGUAUCCCACUUUGGUGUUUUGCUGUCCUCUUUCUGCUUCUGAAUGUCUACAGCUGGUACACGCUCUCCUGGAUCUCCUUAUUGCCGCUCAUGAUACUUCUAUUAGUGGGCACCAAACUUGAACUCGUAAUAAUGGAGUUGGCUCAACAAAUCGAAGAUCGAACUACAGUUGUUAGAGGAGCGCUAGUGGUUGAACCAAGCAACAGCUUUUUCUGGUUUAAUCGGCCCCAGUGGAUUCUCCAUUUGAUACAAUUCACCUUGUUCCAGAACGCGUUUCAAAUGGCGAUAUUCUUAUGGACAUGGUAUGAGUUUGGGCUUACUUCGUGCUUCCACGACAAUUUGGCUGAAAUUUUGGCAAGAGUUUUCCUGGCCGUAGCCCUUCAGUUUGUGUGCAGCUAUAUCACCUUCCCUCUGUAUGCUUUGGUAACACAGAUGGGAUCACACAUGAAGAAAGCGGUAUUUGAGGAGCAAACCGCGAAGGCUCUUAGGAAAUGGCAGAAGGCUGCCAAGGAGAGAAAGAAGCAGCGAAAAGCAGAUGGCAACUCUGGUACUCCUUCUAUGGUGAUGAGUGGAGAAAACACACCCAGCCAAGGUUCAUCACCCAUAUAUUUGCUCCACAAGUACCGUGGCUCUAGCACUGCUCCAGAAAGCGAAAGUGUUCCUAAUUCUCCUAGAUCUUACCAAUCCGAUACAGAGCUCUCUGAAAUUGAGGCAUCCAAUCAUGGUGGGCAGCAGGAUGGGAGUAGACCACCACACAGAAGUGAUCAAGACUCCCAUAAUGUUGAUUUUACCUUUGUUAAGCCUUAG
Molecule: messenger RNA, 1680 nt
Organism: Cornus florida
Lineage: Eukaryota; Viridiplantae; Streptophyta; Magnoliopsida; Cornales; Cornaceae
Product: MLO protein homolog 1-like
Exons: 14
Coding region: 1-1680 (559 amino acids)
Biological process (GO): defense response
Cellular component (GO): membrane
Source: RefSeq, a predicted model, not a curated record